AUGCAAAAUUUUGCUGCACGCCAACAUUCGCAGCAUCCAUCACCAGCUUAUUUCCGGCAUCAACUAGAGAGCGAUCGCACCGCGUUGACGUUGCUGGGCAUGAUCUCAGCCCUACAGCAGCAGCAACGACAAUCAGCCGCCAACAUGGGCAGAUACCAUGCAGAUUUGGAUGGUCAAGAGGGAGAUAGCUCAGAAUUGACGCAAGUUCAACUACAACAACUACAACAGCUGAAUACUGCGCAGUUGAUUAGCCUUUUGGGAACUAACCAUGGUUCCUUGUGGACCUAUACGGGUGGAUAUAGCAAGGCUUUAGGUUUAAGUGAGGUAAAGGUAAAUAUUGGAGUGCUGUGGACGUUUAUCAGUUGUGGACCAUACUUCGUUAUCGAUUUUUUAUGGAGUAAAAACUGCCUGUAA
Messenger RNA from Cylicostephanus goldi, 414 nucleotides. NCBI's taxonomy places the organism in Eukaryota, Metazoa, Nematoda, Chromadorea, Rhabditida, Strongylidae. The record is from the annotation of a GenBank genome assembly.